UGGUUGGCUUAAGUCGAGCAGUCGUGAACGCUCGCUGCCUUUUGUUGUCAGUCCGCAACCAUGGUGAACAGUGACCGUAUCGUGCUGCGCGUAGCUCGUGCCGACGAGGUGGACCUGGUCCGGCAAACGCUCCGCACCAUCUACUACCCGGAAGAGGCCAUCACGAUAUCGUACGUGCACGGAGUGGAGCCCACGGAGGAUGACGAACGGUUCUCGUUGUCGUUUGUGCCGCAGGGAACGGUAGUGCUGGCGGAAGAUCUGGACGCCGGUGGGAAGGUAGUCGGGGUUUCAGUUGCGGGGCCGAUUCAACCGGGCGAUCCGGAACUGAUGGUUCAGGAAGCCGCUACGACGGAGACGAAGAAGUGGUCCGACAUCUUGAAGUUGCUGGCACUGCUGGAACAGACGGCGGAUGUUUGCGGGAAGUUUCGGCUGGAAAAGGCUUAUCAUGUGCACAUUUUGGCCGUGGAUCCGACCUAUCGGGGACAUGCGUUGGGGAAGAAGGUGUUGAAGUUCCAGAUGGAUUUGGCUGAGCAGUUGGGGUUUGGAGCAAUUAGUGGAGACUUCACCAGCGUGUAUUCCGCUAGGAUAGCGGAACAGCUGGGCAUGGAGUGCAUUAGUCAGUUCGAUAUGGAAGGUUAUCGCGACGAGCAAGGCGCCCAGCUGUUCAAGCCACGGGACGUCCACAAAGUGAUAAAGACCUGCGUGAAGGUGUUCUGAUAGUGACUAAUCCCCUUAUCAGUUCACGAAGCUUGUGAUAAGAAUUGUAUCUCUAAAUAAACCCAACUGUUGUCAA
Culex quinquefasciatus (southern house mosquito) is the source of this 793-nucleotide messenger RNA. RefSeq names its product dopamine N-acetyltransferase. The record is from RefSeq and is a predicted model, not a curated record. Lineage: Eukaryota; Metazoa; Arthropoda; Insecta; Diptera; Culicidae. Gene Ontology annotation, molecular function: N-acetyltransferase activity. The transcript has a single exon. Bases 61 to 717 code for a protein of 218 amino acids.